Durotheca rogersii is the source of this 1076-nucleotide messenger RNA. RefSeq lists its product as uncharacterized. NCBI's taxonomy places the organism in Eukaryota, Fungi, Ascomycota, Sordariomycetes, Xylariales, Xylariaceae. Bases 211 to 825 code for a protein of 204 amino acids. The record is from RefSeq and is a predicted model, not a curated record. The transcript is spliced from 3 exons.
CGACGGGCAGAGUAUAUAUCUGCCCUCAUCGACCUGUUCCAUCAACACUUUUUCUUGUCCUCCUCAUCCCAAGCCAGCAAACAGCCUACGGUGUCUCUCGCUCAGUCGCUCUCUAAUAUUCCAACUUAGUCAUUCCUUGAUAUCUCUGAGCUCUUCAGCCUCCAACACCUACUCAACAACGCCCUCUUCACCCACAACACAACCAUCAUCAUGCGUUUCACCAACUUCGCUGUCGCUGCCCUCUCCUUGGGCUCUGCCGUCGCCGUGCCGACUGCCAGCCAACCCCACGCUCGCCAGCUUCAACUCCUCGGCACCGUCAGCGCCACCGUCGGUACCGUCAAGAACACGGUCGAUGGUGAACUGGCCCUCAUCGCCGACCUGCUGGUGGAUGUCCGCGCCAACGUCACCUUGGUUCCCCAGCUUGAGCAGGCUCUCCUGACCAUCGCUGGCGACCUCACCGGCAUCGUCGGCGCCGUCCUCCCGCUCGUCACCGAGGGCGUCCCGAACCUGGUUGAGGAGGAACUCAAGAGUAUUCCCGAGGUGCUGAGGGGUGUUCUGGCCAUCGCCAACGGUAUCGAGUCCACGGCGCAGCAGAUCGUGAACAGCGUGGGUCGUGAUGUCCUCCAGGCCGUCAAGCCCGAGCUCCAGCUCGUCCUCGCUACCAUCGAGCCCAUCGCCAAGCCGAUCGUCACUUUCGCCCUAGGCGCCGUUGGCACCACCGUCGGCCCCGUCGCUCAGGAGGUCACUGGCUUGGUUGGUGACGUCCAGAAGAUUGUCGGCGGCAUCCUCGCACCCGUCGGUGGCAUCCUCCGCGCUAUCCUAUAAGUGUACCGACUGUGAAGCUUCUGGCCGCGCGCAGGUGUGUUGGUGAUUUGCGAUGUUUGAAAGGAGUGCUUGGAUAGGGAACAGUACAUGCUCAUGACUGGAUGCUUGGAUACCUCAUAGCAUUUGUAUUUACCGCGCGGAGGCCUAAUCUUGCAAUUUAACGACGGUUUUUCGUGCAGCUUCAUGUGGCUAGACAUCUUUUUCGUGUGAGCUAGUUGAUCGUGUAAGUAUCGGGUCCGUAUUCCCUCAUA